UGUGACUGCAGUUAUAGUUUUGUUGGUGUCAAAUUGCGCCGCCGGGGGAUAAUCAAUGGAGUCACUGUUACUCUCUUCCCCAGCCUCCUCUUCUUCCUCUUUGUCAAUCUCCCCCAUUUCCUCUCCAACCAAACACGCCCUAAUUCUUCCUAAAUCCCAAAACCUCUCCUUCUCUUCCCCUAACUCCAUUGCUCGCCUAGCAUUGCUCACCUGCGCCGCGCAGCAGAUGAACAACUCUCCACCACCCUCUACGGCGGCUGCAAAGGAGGUGAAAUUAUGGGGCGGCCGUUUCGAGGAGAGUGUUACAGAUGCCGUUGAGAAGUUCACUGAGUCCAUUUCCUUUGAUAAGGCUCUUUAUAAACAGGAUAUUAUGGGUAGUAAAGCUCAUGCCUCUAUGCUCGCUAAACAGGGAUUGAUGAGUGAUAGUGAUAGAGAUACUAUCCUAAAAGGUCUUGAAGAGAUAGAGAGGCAAAUAGAGGCAGGUGAAUUCUUAUGGAGGACGGAUAGAGAGGAUGUGCAUAUGAACAUUGAAGCAGCGCUUACUGAUUUAGUUGGUGAACCUGCCAAAAAGCUACAUACUGCCAGGAGUAGAAACGAUCAAGUUGCUACUGACUUUCGCUUGUGGUGCCGUGAUGCUAUUGACAGCAUCAUUUCACGCAUUAGGAAUCUUCAGACGGCACUGGUUAAACUAGCUCUCCAGAAUGAGGGUCUUAUUGUUCCUGGAUAUACUCAUCUGCAAAGGGCACAACCUGUUCUGUUGCAACACCUUCUCUUAGCAUACGUUGAACAGCUUGAGCGUGAUGCUGGCCGCUUGUUAGAUUGUAGAGCAAGGCUGAAUUUCUGCCCUCUAGGUGCAUGUGCAUUAGCUGGCACUGGUCUUCCCAUUGAUAGGUUUAUGACUUCUGAUUCAUUGGGGUUCGCUGCGCCAAUGAGGAACAGGUACUAAUGUAUGAUAGAUAUAUUG
Nicotiana tabacum (common tobacco) is the source of this 964-nucleotide messenger RNA. The record is from RefSeq and is a predicted model, not a curated record. Lineage: Eukaryota; Viridiplantae; Streptophyta; Magnoliopsida; Solanales; Solanaceae.